AAAUGUAUUCCAUUACCAACUGGAAGAAUGCAAAGAAACCAAACUACAACACAAACGUGGAUAAAUUAUUCCCAUAUUCCGAGGUUCCUUACCUAGGAGAGUACAACUUGGUGAAAAUACCAGUUUCCCUCAACAACCAGAUUCAACAUGUGGAUUACUGGGGCGAGGGUAGAAUUGUUUCCGAGGACGGUAUCACUGGGUUCACUAACUGCUACAACGUCCAUCAUCAGUACCACGUGGUGAGCGGUGGCGCCGACCGGGACAGUAAGAUACCGAACAGGAUCCCCGUCGCCAGCUGCUCCGAGUGCGACACCAGCGCCUACAUCAGAGACAAUUCCGUCAUCACCGUCACCAUCACGGACGCGUCGCGCAUCAACACCAACUGUGCCAAGGAUAUAGCCCGCAUUGUCAACAAUGAUCUUGGCAGAGUAAUUGUGUAUGGAAGUCAAUACAAUUCAAGAGAAGUACUAAGUCUCGCUUUAGAAUUAGAAAGAAAAGGUCUUUUUGCUUGUCCACAGGUCGAUCUCUCCGAAGAUCUUCAAGGCCUAAAGUUUGAUAGUCAUGUGGCUUUCCUGAAUGAAUUGGAAGCAAAUAGUUGUUUAUAUAAAAACAUCACCAACUCUAACUAUGAACGUGCCAUCUCAAUGACUCAGAUGUUAGCAAACGUGGAAAAUGGACAGAUCAUCGAUCAAGUAGUCACGAAGCUUAUCAAUGAUGCUCCACGGACCGCUAUGUCAUACGCUUACAAGUUGUGGAACGCUGGCUCUCGCGAUCUAGUUCGUAAACAUUUCAGAAAAUCAUUUGCGUACAUUCUUAAUGAAGACCCUGUGACUAUAGCCAACUUGAAAUUUCACCAACCCUUGAAACUUGAUAUGGACACCGACUCCUACGGCGAUAGACUAGUUUGGGGUGACAACGCCUGCGACUUAUCCAGUGAGAGAGUGAGCUGGAAACUCAUUCCUGUUUGGGACAACGACGGCGUCACCUUCAAGCUGUACAACAUUGACUGCAGCAUGUAUCUGAAAUUGGACGUGAACGUGGACAAUAUAGGAGAUAGACAAGCCUGGGGCUCCAACAAUUCCGAUGAACUCAGACAUAGAUAUUACUUAGAACCUGGAUUUAAAAAUAGUUCCCUCGUAUUCCAUAUUGUAAACUGUGAAUACAAACAAGGACUGAAAAUGGCUGUGGCCGUGGAUGAAAUUGGAGACAGGGGCCUGUGGGGCCACGGUGGCAGCAGUAUUGAUGAUAGCCGCUUAUGCUGGCUUAUCAAACCAUUUUCUGAUCCUUCUGUUGAUGAAUCUGAUUUAUUAUUUCGUCUUUAAUGUUGCCAAUCAGACUUUAUUCUAAUAACAUACGUGUAAAACGUUCAAAAUAAAUUAACUUCUAUAAAAUGUAAUUAAACAAAUUUGAAAAUUA
Molecule: messenger RNA, 1416 nt
Organism: Helicoverpa zea (corn earworm)
Lineage: Eukaryota; Metazoa; Arthropoda; Insecta; Lepidoptera; Noctuidae
Product: microvitellogenin-like
Exons: 1
Coding region: 3-1322 (439 amino acids)
Cellular component (GO): extracellular region
Source: RefSeq, a predicted model, not a curated record